Molecule: messenger RNA, 764 nt
Organism: Eucalyptus grandis
Lineage: Eukaryota; Viridiplantae; Streptophyta; Magnoliopsida; Myrtales; Myrtaceae
Product: 60S ribosomal protein L37-2-like
Exons: 4
Coding region: 124-426 (100 amino acids)
Biological process (GO): translation
Cellular component (GO): ribosome; cytosolic large ribosomal subunit
Molecular function (GO): RNA binding; structural constituent of ribosome
Source: RefSeq, a predicted model, not a curated record
UCCGCCACCGUAAUCGCUACAUAAACAAUCCAACAUUUGCUUCAUCGUCACCUCCCUCUCGCUUUCGCUUCCUGGACUUCGCACGACGCUGCGUCGCACGGCGCCUCGUCAACCGCCCUGACAAUGACGAAGGGGACGGCGAGCUUCGGGAAGAGGAGGAACAAGACGCACACGCUGUGCGUGCGGUGCGGCCGCCGGAGCUUCCACCUCCAGAAGAGCCGCUGCGCCUCUUGCGGCUUCCCUGCCCGCCGCAUGCGCCGAUAUAACUGGAGCGAGAAGGCGAAGCGGCGGAGGACGACGGGGACGGGGAGGAUGAGGUACCUGAGAUACGUCGCCAUCCGGUUCAAGACCAACUUCAGAGAAGGCAUUGAGGCAGCUCCGAGGAGAAAGGGAGUCGCGGCCUCCAUCUUAAAACUCAGUCACUGAUUUCAAUGAUGGGUCUUCGAGAGACCGCAACGAAGGUCGGAUCGAACCGGCAUGUCGAAACCGGCCAAGUAAUCCAGCUAAACCGAUGGAGCAUGCCAUUCCUGGACGUGAUUCUCGUACUGGCCUCUGUUCUGUUUUUCCUAGAUAGUUCAUGGAGUCUGUAACCUGUAAAUGUCCGUUCAGUUCAAGACGUUUCUCUCCCCUUUUGGGUUACAUCAGGCGUUGCUGUUUACUCUUUUACUCUUUGAUGUUGCCUAACUUGCCGCGGGUUCCAUGCACGGGCCAUGGCUGAGGGUAUCGAACCAUCCAAGAUUACAGCACUCAUUCCUAACGAAAUU